Molecule: messenger RNA, 861 nt
Organism: Guyanagaster necrorhizus
Lineage: Eukaryota; Fungi; Basidiomycota; Agaricomycetes; Agaricales; Physalacriaceae
Product: phosphatases II
Exons: 1
Biological process (GO): protein dephosphorylation
Molecular function (GO): protein tyrosine phosphatase activity
Source: RefSeq, a predicted model, not a curated record
AUCGAACACUAUUCUGUCUCCAUCGCAACCCAUCCCGACAAUGCUAGCUCCAAUCGGUACAUGGAUAUACAUCCUUACAACCGUACCGCCGUUCUCGCAGGCGGCACCCGCUAUCUCAAUGCCAGCUGGAUCCUGGAACUCCAUGGCGGGAAAUGGUGGGUGGCAACCCAGGCGCCGCUUCCCGACACUGCCAACGCCUUCCUUACUUUCAUCAUGAAUCCAAUAACGACCCCUGUCUCCCGACACCAUUGUCGGAUACGAACCAUCGUCCAGCUCACCCGACACUCUGAGGCUGGGCGUGUCAAGGCACACCCGUAUUUCCCAUCAGUCGUUGGCCAGUCUGCUGCUCUCGAAUCCGGUGACCCAGGCGCAGCCCCACUCAAGGUCACCACCCUCAAGGUCGAACACAUCAGAGAAGCGUCGUGCAUAAAGAGCACUGUUUCCGUGUCGACCAUGUCUGGCAUUCAGAGUCAUGUAUUUCAACAUCUUCUCUACGAUGCAUGGCCUGACCACGGAGUUCCCUCCCCUGCAGACCGCUCCACUCUCUUAUCGUUUCUUCAGCUCGUCCAGCGUGUCAAUUGCGAAGGAUUUGAUGACGAUCCUCCAAUUGUUGCGGGUUGCUCAGCGGGUGUCGGACGCACCGGGGCGUUCAUUGCCCUCGCCUCGUUGCUCCGUUCACAUAAGGUGCUCAGUCCAACCAAACAGCCGUCGUCUCCACAAGUCUUGCCUCCUUCACCCAUUGGCCCGUUACCCAGGAGCGUAGAGAACGACCCCGUGGUGAAGGAGAUUGACUUUCUGCGGGAACAGAGGCCGGGAAUGGUACAGAGGGACGAACAGGUCCGGCUCAUAUACGAGAUGCUG